Molecule: messenger RNA, 4437 nt
Organism: Durusdinium trenchii
Lineage: Eukaryota; Dinophyceae; Suessiales; Symbiodiniaceae
Source: the annotation of a GenBank genome assembly
AUGCAGUGGUUGGUUCUUCUGGCACUGCUACCCGGACUGGCUGCUGCACCGUUGAAGAAAUGGCAGGUCCUGGGACCCUUCGUCGUGGGUAAAAAUGAGUUGGAUGGUGAGCCCUGGAAGGCUCAAACGAACGGCUCACGCGCAAACGGCGCGAACGUCUCGGAGCUGGGCGAUGUGCAAGUCACCUCGCGUCGAGCUGAAGCCAAUGGCCUGGUCGCGGUUCAGUGGGAGGUGGAUUGGCAAUCGUUGGUCUCGUUCGUGGGCGGCCAUGAGCUUUUGGAGUGGCAAGCGCUUGCCUGGAGCAGCUUCAAAGCCGAGGGCUUGGUGCAGCUGCGUUGCCAAGGAGUUGCAGCCUUCACCGUGGAUGACAACAUCACCUUGGUGGGUGAUCUCUACUUUGCUCAGCUUCCGCCACAUCCGGUGCACUUGAGCCCUGGCAGCCAUCGACUCUCAAUUCGCUUGCGGGGCAAGUUGAAAACACAGUUCAGUUGCCAUUUGGAGAAGGUCAAAGAAACCUCUUCCAAGAUACUCCUCUUUGGCGAGAGCUUUCUGGCGGUUCCCGACCUCUUGGUCCUGGAGAGCGAGCCCUCCGUUGUCCAUGUGUGUGGUGAGCGCCUGGCGCUGGGCGUGGCCAAUCAGGAUCUGAAGGAGUGGAUCACUGAGCUUCGACCGAUCUUGCUAUCACCCGGACGCUUGAGUCUGGCCGCAGAGCAACCAGCGACCUCGCCCUUAGCACCGGGGCAGAUGGCCAGAAUUCCCGUGAACUUCGAGGCGAAUGCAGGAGCCACCUGCAACGCAGACGAGGAAGUGAUGCUGGAGCUGGCGUUCGAGGGAAAAAUCGCUGGACGAGUGCUGCGCAGUGGAGGGCUGAAGCUCCGCUUGAAGUGCCGCCACGCGAAGCAGAGCUUCGUCUUCACCUUCCAGGAUGUGGAUGGCUCCACGCAACAUGCGGCUGCCGUGAUGCCUCAAAGCUGCAAAGGCGACUGCCCUGUCCUGGUGACCUUGUCUGGCACCAGCAUCUCUGCUCGGGACAGCUCCUCGAUCCCGCGGUGCAGCUUAGAGCUGACGAAGGUCACGGAUGUGUUCCUGGACUUCGACGGGACGCUCACGACCUCGAAUCAUGCGGGGGUGUCUGGCUAUUGCUUGCCCUUGCUGGAACGAUGUGGACACCUUCGUGUUUCUGAUGCCCUGGACGGGUCGGGUGUCUCAACCUGGAGCGACUUGGACCUGCGAAUGGCCGCGGCGACGGGCGAGGUGGCCUUGGACUAUUCUGACAGCUCAGUGCUGGGUAGCUGGGAGGUGCGCAGACAGCUGCAAGGAUCCCUAGAGACUUUGGUCUUGCAGGGUUUGAGGAUACAUGUGCUAACUAUGGGAACACCUCAGACCUGCAAGGCGCUACUGGCAGCUGGUGGCUACGAUGUGAAUCUCUUCAGCCAUUUCCUGGGACCUGCCGACAUGGCCAGGAAUCAAGGCUUGCGGCAUUUGUUCGACCACAGUUCGGAUGUUGGCUCAGCCGAGAGCUUUGAGUUCGAUGUUCAGGAAGAUAUCGACGCCUUGCAUCAUUUGGAGAAGACGGGCGAGGGGAGUCCGAUUCUAGAACGCAUCAUGAGCAUGGAGACACAACUCUACAAAGCUUCACUGAUCCUCUCCCUCGCUGGCCAAGGCGCUGAUGCCUACAAGAUGAAGCACAAGAAGGACAAAGACUAUCGCUUCGGCUUUAAGGAUGCUUGGCUUCUAGCGCCUACUCGACAUGGUGCUCACAACUGGGAAGGCCCCGGAUUGCUCACGGCCAUCCACUCGCUGGACGCGCUGCGGUCCUUCGCAAGCCGCGGAGAGCACGGUCUGCCGUCCGUGGACGUGGGACGAGUGCUGGUGGCCGGGCACUCCAUGGGAGGCCAUGGAGCAUGGCUUUUCGCGUGUCAUAUGGACGUGCUGGGCGUGAUCAGUUCUGCGUCGUGGCUCCGGAAAGAUCAGUACUCCGACUCCAAUAAGGUCUUCCUCCAUGACGUGGCGACAGCCUUUGUGGAACCAACCCUGGCAGCCUUGCUACGGCAGGCGGAGUUGGACUUCGAUGUGGAGGCACAAGCAGCUAGCCUGGUGCACUUACCCGUGCUCAUCCGCGUGGGCAGCCGUGACAGGACGUCGCAUCCCUGGUUUAGCCGCCGGAUCUACCGGACCCUACGAUCCUUAGGCGCUCAGGACGUGACCCUCUCGGAGAUCCCUGACAAGGAACAUUGGUGGUGGGACACCGAUGAGCCCAACGACGGCGGCGCCGUCAACGACCCGGAGAUCCGCCACUUCGUGGCGCGAGUGCUGACCGAGCAGGCGGCCGAGACGCCGCGCAGUUGGCGCCUGUUGGGCAUGGCAUCGAAGGGUGGCUUGUCCUUGUGGCCGCAGCGGGCGGAUCGGCAAGCCGAGGUCUUUGUGGAGCUACCGGAAGGUAGCGCAGCAGUGCUCCGCACCUCGAACGUGCGGCGCCUGCAGUGGCGUCCGUCUCCGCAGCGCCAGGGGGUGAAGCAAGCCCUCGUGGACGGCGAGCUUUUGGUGGUGCCGGAGGAUGAGGUCGCGUCGUGGUGCCUCCAAGAUGACCGAUGGCAGCUUUGCGGAAAGCUUCCACUUACGGAGCGCCAUGCCCGUCAGGCCGGGCCCCUCCGACGGAUCAUCUCUCAGCGCUUGUGUGGGCUGGCGGAUGAGGAGGGCCAAGAGGCUUUGCGCUUCUUUGGAAAUAUGCUCCUGAUGACUGGCCACGGCGGGAUUCGUCAGCUCUCCAUGCAGGAGGCCGUGGACGACGGUGUGUUGGUGCCUCCAGAGGAAUGUGAAGCUUUGUUGGUCCUGGGCACUCCAAUGUCAAACCCCGCAGCCGCCGCCCUUCUGAAGGGUCAGCACGGCACGCCGGGGCCGACGCGACGCCGGGGUGGUGAGACCCCGGUCGGUGACGCGGCGUCGGACGCCCUACAUUGGGCUGAGACACCGAUUGAUCCACCAUUCCGGCAUCUUCAGAAACUCGAUGGAAUUCAAGAAGUGUCGUCCAACGGGAAGUCAAGGGCACAUACCUUCCUGGUGGUCUCCAGCUUGACGACGGUCUUCCUCUUCUCGGGCACUGUCUUCGGAUGGGGUGCGCUCAGCUCGAUGCUACAGAGGGACGCUCGACGGAAUGGUCGUCUUCAGGAGGGCUACUAUGAUUGGCUUUGUGAUGCGCCCGAUCCGAACCACCCCUGUGAGCAGCAGCUGCAAGCGCUGAACAACGCCUUCACCCUAGCAACCACCUUUGUUUCCUUGACCGCCUUUGCGAACGGCUGGUUGGUGGACACCUUUGGACCCAUGAAGGUCACCAUCCUCGCAGGCGCCAUGAGUUGCGUGGGACUCAUGGGCAUCGCGCUCACGCGCGCGAUCCCCGGGACCAAGUCCGAGGCCAAGGGUGGCUUCGAUGUGUUUUUGUGGUCCCUCUUGCUGGUGGCCGUAGGCGGCAGCAUGACCAUGUUCAUCGGAUACCAAGCGCCCUUUGUCAUCCCAUCUCACUUCACUUUGCUGAUCGAGGUCAAUAGCUGUCUCUUUGAUGCCGGGACCAUCAUUUUCCCAAUCCUGAAGUUGCUCUACGAUGCGGGCGUGCCCUUCGCAGCCUUCUUUUGGACCUACACGGAGCUCAACGACAUCCGCGCCGCUGCGAGUGGCGACACCGACCUCGCCGGGUCCAGCGCGGCCGCGCCCGAGCGGCAGCGGCCGCUGGAGCAGCGAGGCAUGCUCUCGCAGAUGGCCAGCUGGGAGUUUGCGGCCAUCUUCAUCUACAGCAUCAUCCAGGUGCCACGAGCCAAUAUGUACAUGGGCUCCGUGGAGUUGGUGAACCGGAAGAUGGCGGAGGCGGAAGGCUUCAUCAUCCCCUUCGGCUUUUUGGCGGUGCCCCUCAUCGAGCUCUGCGUGCACCGCUUGGGCACCAUUCCCACGGUGCAGGUCACCACGUUGCUGGGGGUGGUCUAUAACCUCAUGCAGCUGAUCCCCAAGCUCUACCUGCAGCUGGCGACCGUUUGUGUCUUCGCUGCCUGGAGAGCCUUCCUCUACAGCACCAUCAGUGCCUUCAACGGCGAGACCUUUGGCGUCAAGACCAUGGGCCGCAUCAUGGGACUCUGUUUCGUCUUUAGUGGCCUGACGAACAUGAUCACUGGGCCUUUAGUCAACGCCGCGGUGGACAGCCAAAACUUCACUGCGUUGCUCGUGGAGGCCUUGUGCGUCUGCAUUCCGCUGCCCAUCAUCUUCCAACUCUUGCAGUGGAAGCGCUCCCGAGAGUCGCAUCCGGCCACUCAGAUCGAUGAAUCGAUGCAUUCAUGCGUCUCACUAAAACCAGUGACGCGGGUGAUGAAUGGUAGCAGCUGCUUCCAACGGGUGCCCAAUGGACAACCCUACACUUACAGGUCUCCAUUGAACACCCAUUGGAAGUGCUAG